CGCAUGCGCAAUGCGCAUGUCGUAUUCGGUCGUUCCUCGUUCAAUGUGGCCGACAACGCAGAAUUAAGAUUUUCUUGUUCGUCUAAUUUUUACCAGUAACAACGUAAUAUAAUAAAAAAAAAAUGCCGAACCAAGUUUUGACUAUAGAACCACAAAAUGAGCUGAAGUUUAGAGUUGAUUUUUCAGGGCUAUUUGAACAGGGGUACACUACUUAUAUGAAGCUGACAAACCCCACCAAUGAUACGGUACUGUUUAAGAUCAAAACAACAGCACCCAAAAAGUAUUAUGUGCGCCCCAACUCGGGUUUACUUGAGCCCAAUGACACAGUUGAUAUUGCAAUUACCCCUCAGCCCGUUUACGUUGAUUCGAACGAGAAACAUAAGCAUAAGUUUAUGGUCCAGAGCGUUAUUGCCCCAGAAGGCAAGACCAACAUUGAACAAGUGUGGAAGGAGAUAAGUCCCGAUCAGCUCAUGGAUUACAAAUUACGCUGCGUAUUCGAAACUCCCCGAGGAACUAAUCUCAAUGACGCGGGCGACAAUGCCGCCCAAAACGAAGUCACUAAAAAACGCGUAGCUGUCGCCGAAGAAGCGAAGCCGUCCAACGCGUCGCAUUCCUCCUCCAAGGAGGCUGUAGAAGGUUUCAUCCAGAACGAAGCAAAGCGGAGGGAUGAGGGCCCCGCCGAUUCUAGUAGCGGCAAAACGGCUUUCUCUAAGUCUGAAAACGUCGAGAGCGAUUUGCAAAAAGCAACAAAUGAAGUAAUUCAUUUGAGGGAGGAAGAAAGUAAAUUAAGACAUGAAAAUCUGCGACUAAAGGAGGAAUUGCUGCGCCUGCACCAGCAGGUGGGCGGCGAGCAGCUGCAGCGCGGGCACUCGUACGGGCCCGAGAAGAAGGAGCAGGUGGCGCUGAUGCCGUGGCUCGCCAUCGCCAUCGGCAUGGCGCUGCUCGGCAUCAUCAUCGGCAAAUUCUUCAUGUGAAUAAACGCCCCGCCCUCCCCCCGCGGCCUUCUCACGCCUCUCACCCCCCCUCCCCCCCAGGGCAGCUUCGACCCGGCCGAUCUCAGCUUCAGUGCCGCCUUCCUCGAACUGAUAGAACGUUACUCGCACUCGAUGUUGUUUUUCUACUUAACCGUCAUUCUAAUCAUCAUGGUCGCUUAGUGUUGAACGACGGCCGGCCUAUCGCGAUCGCGUCUCGAUAGAUGAUGCGCGCGGGUUUGCGGCGCCCGGCCCGCUCGGCUCGGGUGCGGCGAACCCGCCCGCUUCGAUAUCACGUUCUAUUGUUCAAUAAUUAUUGUCGCUGUCGUUUGAACCUCCGAUCGAUCGACGAUCGCCCGAUUCCGAUUCGCAUAGACGUUAUAGAUUCCGUGCUUGAGUAUUGCGUGUUGCUCGAGAUAUGUGCCUUGAAAAUAGCUACAUUCCUUUUAUUAUUGUUUCUAUAGUAUACGCCCGGAUAAAGAACGCUGCUGCGAUGCGACGAUAAAUAGAAAUAGUGUAUUCGUUUGCUCUUGUAAAUUGUGAUAUUCGACGGAACAUUAGAUUGGCGAUCGGACGCCCUCCGCCUGGAUAUUAUAUUGUGAAACGUACAUGGAAAUAAUAAUAAUAGAAAGCUUAACAAAUGUCUAAAAAGAGUACAGAGUAUUUACAUAUGUUUAAUAAUCGGUGAUGCACAUCGUAAUCAAACGAAUGCGACAAUAAGUAAUAAUAUUUGUUGAUCGUCUAAUUUAGUUGUGAUUCUAGUAGAAUAGUCUGUGCGUUGAGUUCGGUAACGCAAGCAGCCGAUAGCUCCACAACGAAUACGAGGUUUGGUUUGCGUGCGCACGUAGAGGGCUCUCAUACGAACGUGGUUUCACCCGGUUUGCACCUGUAUAUAACAAUAGGGGAGUGUUACGAGCCGAGAGGCGGAUUCGACGCGGUUCUGUGCUUCGAACCAAGAUGCAAUGUAUAUUCUAAAGACACGCGACCAGUGAAAAUUUUAUUUUAAAUUGCGCCAUGUUCAUUAUUAGGUGGUGGAAGAGGUUCGAGUAAAGUAUUUUGUAAUUAAUGUCAUAGCGCUGAAAUCAGUUUGGGUAACUUUGAGCGAAUGGUACUGGCCAUUUGUGCAUACGCUAAAACGAUAAAUCCAUAUAGUGUAUCAAUAGAGUAAUUAAAUGAUAGUUGCACAGAGCACUAAACCAAUAGAGGCGGAAUGGAAGGCAAAUUUAAUGUUAUAGAGCGUCGCUAUUCGUUGGUUACAGUUACGUUACUUGAACCGCUCUAUGUAUUUCUAGAAGUCUUCAUCAUUAGCGUUUAAUUGUAUCUUGACUUUUCUGAUCGAUGUGAACGGUGGGGGAGUUACAUUUCUUCUCUACAAAUUGGAUAAUGCUCCGUGUAUUAUUGUGGCGGUUUAUUUGACUAAGCGGUGUCGUCGAAGCUGUCUUGUAAUAUAUAGAGCAGACUGUGGUACAUCAAACGAUUGAAUCGAAUCUGAAAUCGAUGCGCGACAUUUUAUUUGAUAAUAUAAUAAGUGACAAUUAAAUUUUAAUCUUUAUUUAACAGAGGUAAAAACUCGCGUUCCGGAUACUCGGGGGAGAAAAUUUCACUGUAGUGUUCGAAACGUUGGCCAAAAAACUAAUAAAUGUGUUUUAAUGUACCUAUUAUGCCCGAUUUCACCAAUAACCCCUAAACUGUCUCCUAACUUCCUAAGUAAGGGUUCCUUAGUUUAAGGAACCCCCUUCCUUCCUUCCUUCAAAUCACUACCGAACCUAACGACACUUAUCUCAAAUUUUACGUUAGGUAUCCCCUAAAUUGACUUAAGUGACACUUAAAUUUUACGGGUUGUUGGUGAAAACGGGCAUUAGAAAUUUAUUUUGUUAGAAAUAUUAUUUGUAAUACUCACGACAAAAUAUAAUUACAAGACAAUUCCUGCACGAAGCUUUAUCGUGUCGACGACAAAAGUAAAUAAGUAACUUAGCAUAGUGAUCCCCAAAAAUGCAAAUUAUUAAUAAGGCGUUACAUAUUAUAUCAAAUAAUAUAUUUUAAAACUUUCGUACGUUUUAAAUGUUUCUGCUGACUUCGAAAUACGGCGCACUUGUGCCGUGAUAAAAUGACGAAUGUUUUAUGUAUUUCAAAGUUCCCCAAACUGUACUAAUCGUAGAUUUGUGUCAGUAUAUCUAGAAUUAAUAUUUUAUCUCGCAUUUUAUAUUUUUUUUUGUAAUUUUAAAUGUGGUGUAUUGGUUAUUGUCGUUGCGCUAUACAUACGGACAUUUACAAUAGUUUUGUAAUACCACUGCCUGUACAAACGGUUCCAUUACAGCUCAUUCGGAUAUAUACGGCUAAUGAAUUUAGAAUGUUAGUAAGCACUUAGAUUAAUCUUAAUGCUGUAUAAAACACACGACAAUUAUUGCAUUAUUAAUAACUAAUGUUUUGACAUUUGAUGUAAAAAAAAUUAAUUUGUAUUUAUUCGCAUCAUAGUAAAGUAUUGUUUAUUAUAUUGACAUUUUCUUUAAUUAAAUUUUUAAACCAAAUUUUAAUUGACAUUUUGACGAUUUAUUAAGUAUUGUUAAUUGUAAUUUUUUGUUUAUUCUCAUUAUGAAUGUAUUGUAAGAAAAUGGUAAUACAUGAAGACACGAAAGUCCUCGAAACGGCAGUUUUCAAUCAAACUUUACGGCUUCCGUCUUGUAGCAUGUAGCGAGUAUAUCCUCUGAACGUUCUAGUAGUUCAAGUUAGCUUUGAAUGUAACUAAUUUAAUCUUGUUUUCUUAUAGCUAAUCUCGUAAUGUAAAGCACAAACAUGUAUUGUUAUGUAUAUUUAUUGUUUGAUGAUUUACCUUGUUUGUUUCGUGCCUUCAUGCAAUACACGAGCUUGACUUGCGCCUCCACGGAGACGGUAUUUACAGAAUAUAAGAAUCACAUACAUCAAUAUGAAUUAUGUCGUUUUAAGCCAUUGACAAUGUUUACCACGCUGCUUGUGAAUAUGUCGUGGAUUUUAUUUUGGAGUAAGGUUAUUAUCAGAAUGAUUCAAUUAUCCUCUUAGUUUUUUUAAUCAAUAGAAUAAUUAAAUUAUAAAUUUCCGUGUGGUAUUGUUGUUAUAUUAAACUAUUAUGCUAUAUUGUAUCGUUUUCUGAAAUAAAAGACUUAAUUUAUGAUUAUUUUA
This is a messenger RNA of Colias croceus (clouded yellow), 4127 nucleotides long. RefSeq names its product vesicle-associated membrane protein-associated protein B/C (gene Vap33). Gene Ontology annotation, molecular function: FFAT motif binding. Gene Ontology annotation, biological process: endoplasmic reticulum membrane organization. Gene Ontology annotation, cellular component: plasma membrane; endoplasmic reticulum membrane. The coding region runs from base 123 to 974 and encodes 283 amino acids. The transcript is spliced from 8 exons. The record is from RefSeq and is a predicted model, not a curated record. NCBI's taxonomy places the organism in Eukaryota, Metazoa, Arthropoda, Insecta, Lepidoptera, Pieridae.